CUGCACAAGUCACGGAAGUAGGCGGAUGAGUCUCUGUAUUUUCUUGUAAUUGAGUACUAAAUUUAUUCAUCAUCAUGAUCAUGGAAGCUCUGUACCUUGUUUGGUCUCUGACGUUACUGAUCAACUGCAACUUUUGUUGCUGCGAAAGACUUGAACCGGGAAUUUUUAACAUUACUUUGAACAUGUUGAAUGAGGCGAAUCGUUUUGGUGUUGUUACCAAAAACCUGGCGAAUGAAACUGAUAUAGCCAUCACAGUAGUUGAUUGUGUUGGUGAAGGAAAGUACACGAUAGAGUGGAUAGUUGGCUACACAGAAUGCAACGUACUGCACUUUGCAAAUGAAACACAGUACCUUGAAAGACUCUUUGAUAGUGGUGGAAAUUUUGAGAUAACUAAUGAGGAGGACUACAUUCUUGUGCAGAGGAGCAACGCAUCCAACGAAAUGGACUGCCAACAUGAUCUGCAAUAUCUGCAGGAUGAAUCGGGCCCUGAUAGCUUUACUUGCUACCCCAAGAAUGAUGUUGAACAUUGUAAAUUCCAAGGGGGAUCACCAACACUCAAAACAAAACCGAAUACACAACUCACGAAACCACUGCUCAAGAGAUCUCCGGAUGAAUUGACCUCUGAACCCCCAACCGAAACACCGACGGAGCUACCAAACGGCAGAGUAACAAGGAUCCCUCAACCUGGCCGUUACUGGGUUGUCGUACGCCUCACACCACGUCCGCUGCUUCCCACCAAGCUGCAAGUUACUCUCACCAUAAACAUGAGAAACCCAAGUGGCUACUUGUCUGCCUUCCAAGCUCCACUACUUCCUUUCUAUGCUGUGAUGUGUGGUUUCUACUCUGUCCUUCUGAUCAUCUGGCUUGUCCUCUUGUCACUUCAAUGGCAGAACUUGUUGGGGAUUCAGUUCUGGAUUGGUGGGGUCAUGCUUCUUGGCCUGCUGGUGAUGGCCAUAUCUUGUGCCUUGUUCAAGACUGUCGACGAUUACGGUGUGGCCAUGCCGGGAGCUGCCGUAGUGGCUGAGCUCAUCUCCUGCUCCAAGCGUUCUGUGGCUAGAAUGCUCACUCUCAGCGUCAGUCUGGGACACGGAGUCACAAGGCAAGCUGGCAUUGCAGAACUAUAAUGGGUGCUUUCCCUCUAUCCAGAAAAAUCUGUGUUGAACCUACAGUCCCAGCCAAAAUGGUUGGGACACUUCCUGAGCC
Patiria miniata (bat star) is the source of this 1203-nucleotide messenger RNA. Its product is annotated as transmembrane protein 87A-like. NCBI's taxonomy places the organism in Eukaryota, Metazoa, Echinodermata, Asteroidea, Valvatida, Asterinidae. Gene Ontology annotation, biological process: retrograde transport, endosome to Golgi. The transcript is spliced from 9 exons. Gene Ontology annotation, cellular component: Golgi apparatus; membrane. The record is from RefSeq and is a predicted model, not a curated record. The coding region runs from base 75 to 1124 and encodes 349 amino acids.